Solea solea (common sole) is the source of this 7853-nucleotide messenger RNA. Its product is annotated as sorbin and SH3 domain-containing protein 1. The coding region runs from base 223 to 4671 and encodes 1482 amino acids. Gene Ontology annotation, biological process: cell-substrate adhesion. Gene Ontology annotation, cellular component: nucleus; cytoplasm; cell-substrate junction. Gene Ontology annotation, molecular function: protein binding. NCBI's taxonomy places the organism in Eukaryota, Metazoa, Chordata, Actinopteri, Pleuronectiformes, Soleidae. The record is from RefSeq and is a predicted model, not a curated record. The transcript has 28 exons.
AGCAGCAGAGGAGGAGAGGAGAGGGACACCGUGAACAUACACACACACGCGGAGAGAGAGAGUGCAGUGGAGUGUGUCUGCAUCAGCAGCGAGGAGACGACGACACUGGAUUACCAUCACACACAGGGCUCUCCAGCAGAGGGCAGUGUCAGUCCAAGAGCAUCUCCCACCUCAUCAGGUCCACGAGCAUCCUGUGCCGUCAGGAUCACGCCACUGAAAACCAUGAAAGGCUCUCCUGACCUGAUUCCUGCUGCAGAUCUGGACCCCAGCAGAGUGUGCAAAGGAAAAGGAGUCGUGACUCUUAGAGCGACCCUCGUCCACAUAGAUGAUGAGGGCUGCAUCAGUGAGGAGCCAAGCGUCAUCACAGCUCCAAGUGGCUGGACAAGCCAGAUUAAUGGAGACAGCUCUAAAGCAGGACUGGCUGAGGGAGGCAGCAACAUCACCGCUGAUUUACCUCCUGUAAACAACACCCAGUGCCAGGCCACUUUAGCCGAAAGUUUAAAAGAAAACCAGGCUCCGUCCUCCACUGAUGUUCAAAACUGUAUCUCAUCACCCUCCAGCUCGGUCUAUCCCUGCACUAGCUCAGUCAAUCCCACCAUAGUCCUGUUACAACACAACAGAGAGCAGCAAAAGCAUCUUUCUCAUUUGAAAGACCCAACUCCAGAAAGGGACAAAAGCCCUGAUCCUGGCAGAGAAUCCGUGAGUCCAGUUCCUGAUAUGGAAGAAAAGCGGCUGCGACUAUCACUGCACUCACCUGUGUUUAAUCCUCUCAACAAUCCCCCUGUGCCUGUACGGAACACUGAAAAGUCCAAAGACUGGUAUAAGACCAUGUUCAAACAGAUACAUAAAAUACCUGAGCCAAUUGAGGAAAACCCUUACCGCCCCACCUACAUUUUCCCCGAGAACUAUGACACUCACAUGAAAUCAAAAGAUGAUGGCCACACACCCUUUGGUUACUUGGAGGAUGUCAGAGCCGUCCCUCGCUCAAAAAGCGAGAAUGAGGUUGAUUCAAGAGGACGGUCGAUGCCGGUGCCAACACGUUCCUCUUCCCUCAAGCCCUCAGUAAAAAGGAAUGAGUGGGAGCCCCCAGAUAAAAAGGUAGACACCAGGAAGUACCGCGCUGAGCCCAAGAGCAUCUUUGAAUAUGAGCCGGGGAAAUCGUCGGUGCUAAAGCUGGAGAGAACGACUCAGGAUGUAAGUCCAGAAGACAUAGAUUUAGAGAAUGAGCCUUGGUAUAAAUUCUUUUCAGAGAUGGAGUUUGACAAAGCGAGUACCCCCUCUUUCAGUCCCCUGGAAACAGCCUCCGACCUGCAGCAGUACUCCUCGAGUAAGUCUGGACACAGCGAGGUGGAGAAGGACAGAGAAUCACCCACAAGUGAGCCUACGGCUCCAGAAUGCGACCGUCAUGUUUACAAGAGUGUCCUGGAGGGCGGCGACAUACCUUUACAAGGUCUACGGGCCUUAAACAAGCGCCAUGGCAGCUCUUCCUCCUCUAAAGUGGAUUAUAAAGGUGGGAAUGGCUAUAUAAUUUCACCUUGCUCCUCUGUAAAUAGUCGAUCGGUUCUUGCCAGUAAUGCAAUAGGUAACCAGUGUAAGAGCAAGAAGCCUCUUUCUGCUGCCAAGGCCUGCAUACCUCAAAUCCUGCCUUCUAAGUUUAAGCCCAAGCUGCUGCCGCCCAGUGGUGACAGUGAGGAGUGCAGGACUAAAACUGUCAAGCACCCAAAGGCCCACAGCUGUGAAGAUAUAUACACAGGGCAAUGUGACACAGACUUUUCUCGAGCAGAGGAAAAGCAGAGUGGGCAAUAUUCAGACUCUAGCUGUGGCAGCGAUUGUGUGGAUGGCCUCAGGAAUGUUUUCCCUGCACUCAGGAGGAGUGAGUCUGAGUUUUCCAGUCUGUACCGGACCAUGCAUCACAUCCAGCGGCCCAGCUCAGUUGGCUGCAGCCCCCAUGGCAGCGUCCGGAGCCUGACCUCCCUAUUUGAGAAGACAAAGGCUGAGGAGGGUGAAAGGUUAGAGGCAGAUGACGGGGGUAACAUUUCAAGGGAUACUGUGUUGUCACGGGUCAGUGAGUUUGAGAUAAUCAUUCAGCGGUCCAGUUCGGCUCCAAGCCGUUCCUCCUCCCUGCCCACCCUAAACUCCAGCCAUAGCCAUAGCCCUGACCACACCCCCACCCACCUCUACAUGACAUCAGCAGUGUCGGCUGAGUCCCUUUUGGUUGCAGACACCACCCAGACAGACACCUGCACCCCAGUGGUGGGACAGGACAAGAGUUGUGAGGAGGAGGAGGAGGAGGAGGCGUUCCCGCUGAACGGUUUGAGAGUAGAAGAGGCUCCAUCCUUCUCAGUGGAGGGACAUGACAUCAGGGCCGAGUCCCCCUCAAACACCGAGGUGGAGGUUGAGCAGAUCCUUAGUAAGAGUUCCCCAGAACUGACCCAGCAAAGCAUCAGUGGAUCAAAGAGUCCUGUAGGACUGCUUACAGCAUCCCCUCAGCAACACAACCACCUCCACCACCAACACCACCACCUGCACCACCUCAACCAUCAGAACCAUCAGCUCCUCCUCAGACCCAGUAAAUGCAAAGGCUCUUGCCCAGCCUCCUACACCCGCUUCACCACCAUCCUCAGACACGAGAGGCAGCAGGCCACGACCCAACAGGAGAAGCGGGCACCUCUGGAGAAGAAAACCACGCUUCCUGGGAACCUCUUCCUCAUGGGCCCUGCUCCCUUCAAACCACGGAAGAACCUGCAGUCCCACCGGCGAUCCCUAUUAGCCACCAGGGUCACAAUGGUUCCCCAGAGGCCCAGCAGUCUGUCCCCUGAGCCUAGACCUCUAAUCCCUCAGCGCCUGUCCUCCCGAGAGGUCUUGGAGAGGCUGAGUAAUGGAGAUGGAGGCAACACUGACCGCCUGAGUAACGGGCAGAGAUUGGACACCAAUGGGAACCUACUGCAGCCGCUGGCAGCUCACCUCAGAGACUCGUCCCCAGCUCACGGAGAGGGCCCGGAUGAAGUGUUGCGAAGGCGUCAUGGGGACAAAGAGAAAAUCUUGGAGGAGCAGCGGCGGCUGAAACGGGAACAGGAAGAAGCUGACACAGCAUCGAGGCGACACACAGGCAUUGUCCCGACGCACCACCAGUUCAUCACCAACGAGCGCUUCGGGGACCUGCUCAACAUCACAGAUAACACAGAGAAAAGGAAAUCAGGCAUAGAGAGAACUCCAGCCAUGGCUCGCUUUGACUUUAGAGCAGAAAGUCUAAAGGAAUUACCGUUUCAAAAGGGAGACAUCGUGUACAUCAUUCGACAGGUGGAUCAAAACUGGUAUGAAGGAGAGCAUCAUGGGAGAGUUGGUAUUUUCCCCCGCAGUUAUGUCGAGCUUCUUCCCCCCACAGAAAAAGCCCAGCCAAAGAAAAGUGCCCCAGUUCAGGUUCUGGAAUAUGGAGAGGCUGUCGCCCGCUUCAACUUUAACGGGGACACAGUGGUGGAAAUGUCCUUCAGAAAGGGAGAGAGAAUCACGCUUAUUCGUAGAGUCGAUGAAAACUGGUAUGAGGGCAAAAUCUCGGGCACCAACCGCCAAGGCAUCUUCCCCGUCACCUAUGUCGAAGUGAACAGAAAACCCCGCAUCAAGAACGGCAUGGAGUAUAGCGACCCUCCUGUCAGCCAGUCGCCUCAACGCAGCACCAACGCGUCUCCUCAGCUGUAUCGUAAUCGCCUCACCACCUCCCCUCUGCCCCUCCCUCGCUCACCCCGCCGCUCUGUGUCCCCUGAGGUCCACGCUAUCUCCUCUGAGUGGAUCUCUCUGACUGUAGGAGGAGGAAGUCCUCCAGCCGCCCCCACCCCUCCUCUGCCGCCACUGCCCACUGUGUCGUACCGCUGCGGCGAGUACCUACCCCCACCAUUCUCUGUCAGUCCCGUGCCUCCCAUAAGCAGCAGUCCAUACUACAUCUCCCCUAUGGCGUCCCCAUCUGCCUCACCCCUGCCCCCGCCUCACCCACCCAGACCCAACUCCACCACUCCCUUCCUCACGUUCACGCCACCUCAAGGAGAGGACUUCCUGCUCUCCCCUCCCUCACUCCAUCUGUCACGCAGCAUCAGUCCCUCUAGCGGGCCAGUGCUGGAGGGCUGGCUGAGGGGGGAGAAAGAGUUGACAGAGGGGGAAGGCACAGAGAGGGACAGGGGCCACGCAGCCUCGGGCAGCAGGCAAAAUAGCCCUGCAGAGUUCAUGAAGAAUGAGGCUGACCAUCAUGGACGGAGCUCCAGAAGCCCCGUGAUGCUUUAUGACAUCCAGGAUAACAACAACAUUAACUCGUUUGCGGAGGCAGUGUGUAAUGAGAUCUUGAAUAUAGCUGAGACCUCGGUGAGGUACUGCAGCACCCUGUCCCACCACCCUCAUGACUCUGUUCAUAGACUGCUCCACCACCCCAGUAAACAAUCUCUCAUCAUUUCCCAGCAACCCCAGUCCCACAGCAGCAGUCCAGAGCCGAGUCGUCUUAACUGUGGAAUUUUCCAGGCUUUAUACAGUUACGUGCCACAGAACGAGGACGAGCUGGAGCUGCGGGAGGGAGAUCUCGUCAGUGUCAUGGAGAAGUGCGAUGACGGCUGGUUUGUCGGUACCUCAAAGAGGACAAAACAGUUUGGGACCUUCCCUGGGAAUUACGUGAAGGAGGUGAAACUGUAAAGAUAUCUAAUCUGGCUGUGACACAUGAUUGCCUGUCAAGCUUGGGAAGUCAUUACUAUCACGCAUGGCUGUUGGUUAGAGUAGACGUUUAGCCAGCCAGAACCGUUUGAUCAUGGAGAAAGUGAUGGAUUAAGCCUGAGGUAUGUCAAACUGCACGAGGCGAAGACAGAGACAGCUCACUGCCCAAACCUCAGUAACACUGUACAAUCAAAAUACGUCCAUCCCCACGUGUGGAAAUUCUCUGUCAAAAACCUAACACACACUUGCUUUUUGUACAGACACUUGCUUUUCAUCUUGUCCUUGUAAUUCCACAGUACACAAGUGUUUACGUAACACCUCAGUCUGGAGGCCGGCAGCAGAGCUGAGUUUAUGGAUCAAAGAUAGGAUUAUUUUACCUGAACUGGGAGAGGAGAAAAUAUAUUUUUGUUUGUUGUGGGGUUGGAGCUGUUUUUUCAUGAUCUACCUUUCAGGACAGGUUAUUUAGAUUCUAAAAAAAAAAAACACUUUGUUGUCUGGAUCAACUUACCACACGUGUGGAUUUUAAUGUGGUGAUUCAGUCUUUCACUCUUCACUGUGCAACAGACAGUUUGAUAGAUUUGAGGAAAAUCAUGUAAAUGUGGUGGUUUAUUUCUUUAAGGUCCUUUAGAGAUACUGUUCUGACAUAUCAUUUGUGCGUAUGCUUUCUUUUACAUUUUCUGAAUCACCAUUAAGUCAGUAUUGGCUAGUUUUCAAGUACUUUCACACCUCUGUGUAACCAAAAGGUUUUCAAAACAGGUUCAGUAUUGCUUUCACUUUUAUCCAAGAGUUGUUAUACAAGAGUUGUUACAGUCAUGUGCAUGACUAGAAACUCAACAGUGUUGAAGUGUGCUUGACCUUUUUCUCUGUUCCCAUAUGAAACACAAAUACAGAACCUGUGGACAGUGCCACAUUUGUCUCGUGGUGGUGAAGAGAAACUGUGUACGUGUACAUCCUCUAUUUAUUUCUUCUUCUUUUUCGCCACCUCAGUUGAAAUCGAAGUAAACUGUGUUUGCUGAUGGCUGCGGCCUGUAAGGUAGCUGCUGAUACACAGCCGGCUCCAGCUCAACCACAGAACAGGCGUGGUAGCUCUUAACUUCCUGUUCAGACACCUACAAGAUAACAGUGGGUCACACUAAAAAAAACUAUUAAUACCUUCUCAUGAAAGCUAGAGAGGUGUGGAAAAUAAUCGUACUGAUUUUCUGAGCAUAUAUUUUAAUUUUAACCUUGCCCUUACUGAUGAGAGUGUGUGUUUUAGCCCUGUAAAUGUGUACAGAAAAAACUUUAAGAGGCCUUCUAUAGAUAUGGCUACAUAUUUUCAUAUGUCUUGACUAUGACUCAUUACAGUUAGUGGAAUGAUUCGAUUUCAGAGGUCAGGGUUAGAACAGCAUGUAAAAAAACAAAAAAAACAAAAAACAAUUAGAGAUUGACAAAUCCGAAUCGGAGCAUGAUACACUAUCAGCUAACAGCUCUACAUUUGCAUUCAGCUGAAGGGAAACUGAAGUGACGAUAGGCUCAUCAGGUUGCUCUCUGAGCUUUAGUGGCUCACAGCUUCUUCCUUCAGAUCCUGGACACACAGUCAGAAUAGCUCCUCUGCAUGCGCAGGUAUUUCUUUUUUUGCGUGCUUGUGUUUUCAUUGAAUUCCUCUCUGUCAUCGACUGGUGCAGCAGACUCAUCGGCCCUCAGUGGAGUUCUCAAAUAGUACUCGCAAAAUAAUUCUCUGUGCUUGUCGUGACCUGCUCGGAGCAGCAGAUGGGUGUAGUUUGUUGAACAACUGCUACAAAAAAAGUAUUUUAAAAUCGCUUUUGUCAAUGCCUGUGUAAACAAGCAGCCGAGUUCAAACGCUCUGCACGGUCCACACAUUUUCACUUAAAUGGUGCCAGACUAUCACCUUUUAGUAUCGUAUACACAAUCCUACUGCGUGAAAUAAAGAUAAAACAAUAACGAUCACUAGACCUUGAAAGGUAUGUUUACUCUAUCAUUGUGUUUUGAAUCUGAAUGUGCAAACUGUUCUUCAGACGCGAACCUAGAAUGCAGCUGUACGUGGCAAACCCACACAGUGAGUGAUAUAUGAAGUUUAGUCAUAGAUGAAGUACUUUUUUAUUUUACUAAAAUCCAGUGGCCAACGAUGCUUCCUCCUUUCUGAUGUUUGCUACUGAGACGAGAUCAGCUGUUUUUUCCUGAGCAGAUUCUACAUUUGGAACACUUCCUCAGUAAAAUAAAACACAGAGUACAAUAAAUACACUGCACUGUCGGUUUGCUUUUAUAAAGAGCACUGACAAUGUUAAAGUAUUUUCCCUUCACUGCUGGCUAAACAUUUUUGUCCCGCGUAGCUCCAGCUCCUCAAUACUUUAUUCUUCCCUGACGGAGACGUUUUCUGUCUCAGACACAAGACUGUUCGGUGACAAAACAAUCACUCAGUCCCAUCAUAGAUUGUCUCUGUGAUAGUGUGCUCCCCUCAGACAUCACAGUGUGUAUGAAUGUAUGAUUAUAUGAAUGUGGUGCUGACUCUGUGCACACGAGCUGCAAACAAAGUCUGAGUUUAUAUUGUGAGUGAACACAGACUGUUGAGCAGCCAGACACAAGAAGGCACACGAAGGACUGUAAAUAUGUAAAAUAAAAAAAAAAUAAAAGAAAACUGCGAGUGAUGUGAGCGUCACACUGAGCUCUCAGUUACUCACAGUGGUUUAUUUACCUGAAGGUUUUCUGGCAAAGCACAGAGUGGAGCAUUACUGAGCACAGGAGGUUUGACUCAUUAUGAACAUUACGCUGCCAUUGUGAGGAUCAUAAUGCCUUAUUUUAGAUGCAAAAUUGUGCCUCAUUUUCAUUUCAUGUUUUUUUUUUUUUUUUUGAAUAUCACUGAAAUGUAUUGAUGACAUAUUUAAUGUAACCAUUGUUCUCCCAUUAAUCCUUGUCUCUGUGAGAGGAGCACAUUUACUAAGAACUUGUCCAUUACCGUGCAAGUACCUGGGAGUGUGACACAAUGCUUCAACCUAAUGAUUAAUGAUCAUGAGAAUGGACUAGUUUAAUGAGACACACAACCUGUAACAGGUUUGGUUUGUUUGCUUCAAUUUGCAGUGCUGUUUCAUUGACACUAUUAAAAUAAAGAUCCUAUACACUGCUGUGACUUCGGUAUUAUGCAAUAUUUAAUAAACCAUUUAAACUUU